UUCUUGCCUCCCUGAGAUACACGUGUGAGGCGUAGUUCGGACCAGAAGGAAAUUACAUCAACUAAACUCUACCUUUAACAUAAUCUGCCUUGUACGUUUAGUUUAAUAUCUUCUUGGACUGUCCCGGCACCACAGCAAACAUGGUGAAGCCAAAGUACAAGGGGAAGAGCUCGAUAAACCCCUCCACGUCCAGCAGCAACCCCGACCGGGUGAAAGGGGCUGGAGGGAACAAUAUGAGGGACAGAGCCACUAUCAAGCGUCUGAACAUGUACAGACAGAAGCAGAGAUGUGAUAAACAUGGAAAAGUUAUCAAGCCUUUGCAGUACCAAUCCACAGUAGCCCCAGGAACUGUUGCCAGAGUUGAACCCAACAUCAAGUGGUUUGCAAAUACACGAGUAAUAAAACAGUCCUCACUACAGAAGUUUCAAGACGAGAUGGGAGCGAUCCAGAAAGACCCAUAUCGUGUGGUGAUGAGACAGAGCAAACUGCCCAUGUCCCUCUUACAUGACCGCGUCAAAGCUCAUAAUUCCAGGGUGCAUAUUUUGGACACAGAAGGUUUUGAGACCACAUUUGGACCCAAAGCUCAGAGGAAGAAGCCGAACCUGAUGGUUGAUGAUAUGAAGAACCUAGUGGAGCAGGCAGAAGCUUCAGUUCUGAGCUACAAUGCAGACAAUGACAAAGACCUGGUCACAGAGGACUCUGGGGUCCGGAAUGAAGCACGAGAAGAAAUAUUCAAGAAAGGACAGUCCAAAAGAAUCUGGGGAGAACUCUACAAGGUUAUUGACUCAUCUGAUGUCAUUAUCCAAGUCCUGGAUGCUCGUGACCCCAUGGGAACUCGUUCCAAAAGUAUAGAGACUUAUCUGAAGAAAGAGAAACCCUGGAAACAUCUCAUUUUUGUGCUUAAUAAAUGUGACCUCAUACCCACCUGGGUUACGAAACGAUGGGUAGCUGUCUUGUCGCAGGAAUAUCCCACUUUGGCUUUCCAUGCCAGUCUCACGAACUCUUUUGGUAAAGGCUCACUCAUCCAGUUGCUCAGGCAGUUCGGAAAGCUCCACACAGACAAGAAACAGAUAAGUGUAGGUUUCAUUGGAUACCCCAAUGUGGGAAAGAGCUCAGUCAUCAACACACUGAGGUCAAAGAAGGUCUGCAACGUGGCCCCCCUGGCAGGAGAGACCAAGGUGUGGCAGUACAUUACGCUGAUGCGGCGGAUCUUCCUCAUCGACUGUCCUGGAGUUGUGUAUCCCUCAGAAGACAGUGAAACAGACAUUGUGCUCAAAGGAGUGGUUCAGGUGGAAAAGAUUAAAAACCCAGAGGAGCACAUUGGGGCAGUAUUAGAGCGAGCCAAGCCAGAAUACAUCCAGAAGACCUAUCGUAUCCCCACAUGGAACUCCGCAGAGGACUUCCUGGAGAAAUUGGCUCAACGUACAGGAAAACUAUUAAAGGGCGGAGAGCCUGAUCUCAGCACGGUGUCCAAAAUGGUGCUCAAUGAUUGGCAGAGAGGACGGAUCCCAUUUUUUGUGAAACCUCCUGGACCAGAGGGAAACGAGGAGGAUAAUAAACCAACUGAAGGGCCACCAGACACAGUGACCAGCAUGCAGGAGGAACAAUUGGACAGUGGAGAAGCUGUACCAGAUGAACUGGCUAAACUGGAGCAAAAGAAGAAGGAAGAAGUCCAAAAGAUGCUAGCUAACGUACGGCAAAACUUCGGUAAAAUCAACGUUGCUCCUGAAUUCAACGAGGAGGACCUGGUUCCUGUGGAGAUGCCAGAUCUGGACAUAGGCGACUUCUCUGGCUCAGAGUGUGGUGAAGAGGAGGAAGAGAGUGAGGAGGAAGCAGAGGAUGAAGAGGGCAACAAGGCAAAACCCAGCAACGGAGAAGUGGAGGAAUCAUCUACCACAGAGCCUAGCAACAAGGGGUCACGUGAGAUCAUCCGAGAGCUGGACGAAAAAAUUGCAAAAUACAAACAAUUCCUGGACCGGGCCAAAUCCAAGCGCUUCUCGGCAAUCCGGAUACCCAAGGCCCUCUCUGACAAGGCUUUAGCGGACAUGAAGAAAAAACAAGAAGCAGCCGAAGCAGCAAAGCAAGCACAGAGAAGAGAACGAAAUAACAAGAAGAGGAAAGCAGAUGAUGACGAGCCUGCUCAAGCCCCCAGACUGACAUCAAAACAGAAAAGAGCAAUAGAACGGGCGAAGAAGGAUAAGAAAGUGGGUGUGCGCUAUUAUGAAACACACAAUGUGAAAAACAAGAACAAAAACCGAAAGAAGCCAGCAUCUGCUACAGAAGGCCAUAAAGCCAAGAGAUCAAAGCACUAGACUGGAUAAUAUACGACACAACUAAUAAAUCUUUAUUUAAUUCUGCUCUGGAAUUUUAACUGGUUGAGACAAGGGUCUACAUGAUGCCUUAAUUUCUCUGUUAUCAUUUACAGAGGCAAAGGCUGGGAGCUGUUAUUGACUUGUCUUUUACCCUGGCAAACCUUCUGCUGGUUUGAAAGUGUAUUCCAGUUUACAGUAUUUAAAUCUUACUGUAACACCAUAAUGUGCAGUUGUUGCUAAAACUGUAUUUGAUUUCAUAUUUGAUAAUGAAUGGUAACAAAAAAAUAAAAGAUGAUUAUUUCGUA
Boleophthalmus pectinirostris (great blue-spotted mudskipper) is the source of this 2617-nucleotide messenger RNA. RefSeq names its product guanine nucleotide binding protein-like 2 (nucleolar) (gene gnl2). Bases 141 to 2312 code for a protein of 723 amino acids. NCBI's taxonomy places the organism in Eukaryota, Metazoa, Chordata, Actinopteri, Gobiiformes, Gobiidae. The transcript has 16 exons. The record is from RefSeq and is a predicted model, not a curated record. Gene Ontology annotation, cellular component: nucleolus. Gene Ontology annotation, molecular function: GTP binding.